ACUUAGCCUAUCUUGCGCACCGUGCUCAGUCCAUGGGAUCACUGUGGGGAAACAACUCAGCCACUGGGAAAGACACAAAAAGGUUUCUUACUUAGCAAAUUGUGCCAUUAUAAAAGGUUGACACUUGUAAAGAAUAUUCGCAUUGAUGACGACUAUUAUUAAAGGAGUUUCAUGAUUGGGUCCAAGGACAUUCUCAGAAUAUCCUGUGGCAUUGAGGAUUAUUUGAUUUGAGCGUCUGCAAUGACAACCCAUCAAGCGUGUAGGAUUACCAUUGCCAGCUGUGCCUUGACUCACCAGCUCCACUCAAUGGACUGAAAUCUUGAACUAAAGAAUUUGGGGGAUUUCAUUAAAAACAGAACCAUGGGUGACUCCAUGUAUUCUGACUUGAUAGCCAGACAUUACAACUUCACAGGGAAGCUCCGGAAAGUGGAGCAGGAUUCCAGGCUCAAAGCGGACUCUGUGGUUUUCAUCAUUGUAUGUUGCUUCAUUAUUCUUGAGAAUGUCUUGGUCCUACUUACUAUUUGGAGGACCAAGAAGUUCCACAAGCCCAUGUACUACUUUAUUGGGAACUUAGCUUUAUCAGACUUGCUGGCUGGGGUGGUGUACACUGCCAACAUCCUGCUGUCAGGUGCCAACACAUACAAACUGACCCCCACACAGUGGUUCUUCCGGGAGGGUAGUAUGUUUGUGGCCCUGGCAGCCUCAGUCUUCAGCCUGUUGGCCAUCGCCAUCGAGCGCCACCUCACCAUGCUGAAGAUGAAGUUACACAACAAUGGCAACACGUGCCGUGUCUUCAUGCUCAUCAGCACCGUGUGGCUGAUUGCAGCCAUCUUGGGCGGCCUGCCCAUCAUGGGCUGGAACUGCAUCCAGAGCAUGCCCAGCUGCUCCACCGUACUGCCGCUCUACCACAAGACCUACAUCCUGUUCUGCACCACCGUCUUCAGCGUCAUCCUCAUGGCCAUUGUGGUGCUGUACGCGCGCAUCUACGCCCUGGUGCGCACCCGCAGCCGCAAGAUGGUGUUCCGCAAGGUCUCCAACGGCCGCGGUGGGGGUAGCGCUAGCAGCAAGAGCUCUGAGAAGUCCAUGGCCCUGCUGAAGACCGUGAUCAUCGUGCUGAGCUGUUUCAUCGCCUGCUGGGCCCCACUCUUCAUCCUUCUGUUGCUGGACGUGGCCUGCGACAUCCGCAUGUGCCCCAUCCUGUACAAGGCCGAGUGGUUUCUGGCCUUGGCCGUGCUCAACUCAGCCAUGAAUCCCCUCAUCUACACACUCACCAGCAACGAGAUGCGUCGCGCCUUCCUCAAAACGCUCCUGUGCUGCAGCGUCUGCACCCAGCCCUCCGGCAAGUUCUCCCAGCCCAUUAUUGGUGCAGAGUUCAGCCGGAGCAAGUCGGACAACUCGUCCCACCCCAAUAAGGAUGAGCCGGAGUACUUGCCAAGGGAGAACAUCGUAUCCUCUGGGAAUAUCACCUCCUCUUCUUAAAGAGCCUUCUGGACUGUUGUGUGAAAAGUAGCUCCACUGCUUAGGAAGUGUGGAUGUAUAUAUGUUUUUGUGCAGUGUGCAAGUGUGUUUGUACAUUAUGUAUAUAAAUGUGUAUACGUUGUGUGUGUGUGGUUUUGUUGCCCUGUGGAUGUAAAGUAUGUCAGUUUGUACAGUAAGUUGCCUCUUCAGUUUCCAUUUGUUUUAUCACUUCACAAAGUCUCUGUCCAUGUCAGAGAGUAGAGAUGUAGAGUUGUUUAGUUUGUUUUCUUCUCCCCUCACACCUUGGACUGCCAGCACUGAUCUGAAUAUGUUCAUAUUCAAAAGACAAUGGGAAGCACACACACCUAAACCAUAAACAAGAUUUACAGUAUCACACCUAAACCAUAAACCUGAUUUACAGUAUAGCACCUAAACCAUAAACCUGAUUUACAGUGUAGCACCUAAACCAUAAACCUGAUUUACAGUGUAGCACCUAAACCAUAAACCUGAUUUACAGUAUAGCACCUAAACCAUAAACCUGGCUUACAGUAUCGCACCUAAACCAUAAACCUGGCUUACAGUAUCGCACCUAAACCCUAAACCUGAUUUACAGUGUAGCACCUAAACCAUAAACCUGGCUUACAGUAUCGCACCUAAACCACAAACCUGGCUUACAGUAUCGCACCUAAACCCUAAACCUGAUUUACAGUGUAGCACCUAAACCAUAAACCUGGCUUACAGUAUGGCACCUAAACCAUAAACCUGGCUUACAGUAUCGCACCUAAACCCUAAACCUGAUUUACAGUAUAGCACCUAAACCAUAAACCUGAUUUACAGUAUCGCACCUAAACCAUAAACCUGAUUUACAGUGUAGCACCUAAACCAUAAACCUGGCUUACAGUAUCGCACCUAAACCAUAAACCUGAUUUACAGUAUAGCACCUAAACCACAAACCUGGCUUACAGUAUUGCACCUAAACCCUAAACCUGAUUUACAGUGUAGCACCUAAACCAUAAACCUGGCUUACAGUAUGGUACCUAAACCAUAAACCUGGCUUACAGUAUCGCACCUAAACCAUAAACCUGUCUUACAGUAUCGCACCUAAACCAUAAACCUGAUUUACAGUGUAGCACCUAAACCAUAAACCUGGCUUACAGUAUCGCACCUAAACCCUAAACCUGAUUUACAGUAUAGCACCUAAACCAUAAACCUGAUUUACAGUAUCGCACCUAAACCAUAAACCUGAUUUACAGUAUCGCACCUAAACCAUAAACCUGAUUUACAGUAUCGCACCUAAACCAUAAACCUGGCUUACAGUAUCGCACCUAAACCAUAAACCUGGCUUAGAGUAUCGCACCUAAACCCUAAACCUAAUUUACAGUAUAGUACCUAAAUUGUAAACCUAAUUUACAGUAUAGUACCUAAAUUGUAAACCUAAUUUACAGUAUAGUACCUAAAUUGUAAACCUGAUUUACAGUAUAGUACCUAAAUUGUAAACCUGGUUUACAGUAUUAUGAGAAGACGUUUUUGUCAAAGGUAUUUUUUUGUAUUUAGUCCAGCACUUGUUGUAAAAGUGAUAAAUAAGAACCAUCAACCCAUUAUAGGCGUUUACUGAUUCUCUAUAAUGGGUGUUGAUGGAAGAGUAAAAAUUGUUUGUAGUGCUUAUUGUUCUUAUUGAAAUAUUUAAGAAAUACAAUGAAUGAAGUGCUUGUGUAUCUUCAUCUUAACUCUGAAGGCUAGUACAAUGUCAAUUCUACCCCCUGAUUGAGAAUGUAUUUUGUACUUGUAAUUUGGUUUAUUUCACUCUUAUUGGAUAAAGUUCUUUGUAGCAAAGCAAUGUAGUUGCAAUAAUAAUUUAUAUUCAAAAGCGAAAAAGGCGUUUGGUUUGUGUGACAAAGGUUAUCUUUUUUAUCCAGUCAUGAUUUUAUUGUCCUUUCUGUUUCACUUUUAGAUGAAGAUACCGUAGCUCCAGCCAUUCAACAUAUUUGUCUGUCCCUCAGUUACCACUCUCAAAAAUAAUUUCAACUCUCGUGAAAACCAGCAUGCCCCAGUAAUAGGGAAGGUCAUGAGGAUGAAAACAAAAAAAGAUUGACUUCAAAGGGUAAGCAAUAGCACUGGUCCAUUCCUGAAAGUACCGAGCCCAAUAAUUACUUACAUUUUCAUAACGGAAUAAGUUAAUGACGAUGGGCACACACAUCACCAAUAGCUCACUGGAAUCCUCCCAUAUAGAUUUGUUGUUAAGAGCACCGUUAAACAUCGAUGGACAAGUACAAUGUCGCUUUUCAGGGGUCACAUAAUCACAGUUUGCCAAACUCCCAUGUGGACCCAAGUCAUAUUUUGCACGUGUUUUGGUUAGCUCUUAAUAAAUAUUGUAAAUAAAAAAAUUGUAUUGUUA
Molecule: messenger RNA, 3853 nt
Organism: Oncorhynchus keta (chum salmon)
Lineage: Eukaryota; Metazoa; Chordata; Actinopteri; Salmoniformes; Salmonidae
Product: sphingosine 1-phosphate receptor 1-like
Exons: 2
Coding region: 361-1479 (372 amino acids)
Biological process (GO): sphingosine-1-phosphate receptor signaling pathway; angiogenesis
Cellular component (GO): membrane
Molecular function (GO): sphingosine-1-phosphate receptor activity
Source: RefSeq, a predicted model, not a curated record